Capsicum annuum is the source of this 1554-nucleotide messenger RNA. RefSeq names its product agamous-like MADS-box protein AGL27. Gene Ontology annotation, cellular component: nucleus. The record is from RefSeq and is a predicted model, not a curated record. Gene Ontology annotation, biological process: regulation of transcription by RNA polymerase II. Gene Ontology annotation, molecular function: protein dimerization activity; DNA-binding transcription factor activity, RNA polymerase II-specific; RNA polymerase II cis-regulatory region sequence-specific DNA binding. The transcript is spliced from 7 exons. Bases 667 to 1254 code for a protein of 195 amino acids. Lineage: Eukaryota; Viridiplantae; Streptophyta; Magnoliopsida; Solanales; Solanaceae.
UUUUUUUAAAUUAAAAAAUUAUUAUUAAAUAGAUAAUUAAACAGAAAAAACAACAAUUUUACAUAUAUUUAUUUUUGCCACGUGUUUUUUUAUUGAUCAUUUUUGCCACGUCACGUGAAUAUAACACACUCUUUAUAUAUAUUUUGUUGAUUAGGUAAAAAAUAUCUAAUUGGAAUAAAAUUAGGUAAUUUAGGAGUUUAAUAGAUAUAAAUCUUAAUUUAGGAAUCUAAGUAAAUUUUAAAAAUAAAUUUGAGCGUUAUCAAUGAGUUUGACCUAAUUUUAUUAUAUCAUGUGUAUUGGAUAAUGAAUACUUCAUCCGUGCCAUAUAAGUUGUAAUCUAAUUUAUUCCCUUUUGAGUUUAGUUUGUCCAUUGGUUUUGUACCAAUUUUACUGAUAAGAGAGAGAGACCACAAUCUGAAAGCUUGAAAAGUAGUAGCUUUUAUUAUGAGCGGGGGGGAACCAGGGAUUUUGAGUGGCAAAAAUUGUAGGGGAAUUUGUGCGAAUGAACAAGGAAACACAAACAAAAAAAGCAUGAAAAGAUGGAGGAAGCUAAGGGACACAUGGAGAUUCCACCGGGACAAGUAUAACAGCAACAACAAAAAUGGAAACUAGUACUAUGUUCCAUAAUACUGAAAAAUGUUCUAUUCGGGUUCAAAGAAAAAAUAAAUGGGUCGAAGAAAAUUGGAAAUAAAGAGAAUUGAAGAUAAAAGAUGUAGACAAGUUACUUUCUCUAAACGGAGAAAAGGUCUAAUUAAGAAAGCCAAUGCACUCUCUAUUCUCUGUGAUGUUGAUGUUGGUGUUGUUAUAAUCUCCAACAAUGGCACUGCCAGACUCCAUGAAUACUCCAGCACUAACAGUGUGACAGGGAUUCUUCAACGAUAUGAAAGCCAUGUUGAAACAGAAAAAGAGAUCUCUGCAGAAAUCCAGGUCACAGAGCACUCUAAAUACUCAAGUAUGGCAACCCGAGAACUGCUCCAAGAAACAGAAAGGCAACUCGAGAAAACUAACGCUGAUCUCGCUGUGACUGACCUUAUCCAUUUGGAAAAUGAACUUCAAGCUGCUCUAAUACAAAUCAGAUCUAGACAGACAAAUUUGCUGCUUGAAUCUGUUAAGGGUCUUCACGAGAAGGAAAAACUGCUGAGAGAGGAAAACAAACAUCUGGAGGACAAUAUAGCUACUAUGAUCAAGAAAAACAGAAGAGGGAAUGAGAUGUCUGACCUUCAACCACAGAGAGUGACCCUGAAUUUCCUCUAGUGAUUAUACUCGUAUUUGUCAAAUAGCCUUGCAAAGGAUACGUGGUUCCUGUAUUUAGUUUCAUUUUCGCACAUGAGAUAAGCAGGGACUUCAGACAUAACUAGCAAUGUUGUGUUAUUUCAGUAAAGACUAGUUGUUCAUGACCGCGAGAGCGGUGGUACCAAAUUGAGGCAAACUAUAAAUACUAGAUGUGAUCUCAAAAUAACAAGGUCUCAAGGUCGACUGUCCAGCCGUGUAAUUAAUGAGGUGAAGAUAAAACUUUGUUUCUAUUGGAUGAUCACUCUUGAGAAAUACCCUGCA